Colletotrichum destructivum is the source of this 1709-nucleotide messenger RNA. RefSeq lists its product as uncharacterized. NCBI's taxonomy places the organism in Eukaryota, Fungi, Ascomycota, Sordariomycetes, Glomerellales, Glomerellaceae. The coding region runs from base 1360 to 1590 and encodes 76 amino acids. The record is from RefSeq and is a predicted model, not a curated record. The transcript has 3 exons.
UCCUCUCCUUCUCCAUCGUCUGCAAGCAGGGCUCGACCUGUCUGUCGUUCUUUUCUUCGGGAACGCCAUCGGUAUCACAGAUGCCACAAAUAGCUUGUACCAGCAUGCGCCGUACACAAAUGGUCGUGUGCGCGAGGUAAGGACGGGUCCGGUGCCCCGAGAGGGGACGUACAGUACACGUAGACAUCUCAGCCACUCCGUCCGUAUUUUGUGCGCCGUGCUCUACAUUUCGCCCUCAUCUGAAACCCGGCACACGCUCAGCAAACGCCCUUCGCCCCCAAAUUCUUCACGCUGGCCAAGCACAGCGAUCUUCCCCGCAAACCCCUCCGGCAGUGGCACGUCUCGUGUAUCUGGUCCCGCCCGUCCUAUCUGUUCCUUGUCCUGCCGAGCGGCAUGCCACUGUCGAGGCAAUGCCCGCUGCUGUGAAGAGACUUCGCAGAACCACCACAACCACACAAACGAGCGCUAUCUCGCUCAGGCCGGAGCCUAAUAAGCGCCGGCUAAGCACCAGGGACAACGCGGCAACGGAUAACAACAAAGAGGCCAUGGAAAAGGGAGAGGGGGCAAAGUGGAAGGGCUCGCCGGAAAGCUGGCCACCGUGCCGGCGAAGCACUGACCACAUAGAAACUUUGGCCCAGAUCCAGCGUUAGCCCUUUGGUCGGGCGGGCUCUACAUAGUAACCCUGUCCCCUCUUUUUCGCCCUUUGCGACAUAUGGUGUCCAGAGAGGUCAAGUGUGUGCACUAGUACACACAGCUCCCUUCUCCCCUGCAUAGACACAGUGAAAGCUAUUUCGUCGGAUGAGUUUUAGGCUUGGUUCUGAUUGCUUGUCGGAUCAAAAGCCGACUGAAGGGGGGGGGAGCUCUUGAAAGGGGUGAGCCCUGGACAGGUGUCACGGCCUCCGAGGCUUGUUUCGUUUCGUUGAGGCGGACGACACAAAGCGGACCAAGUGACAGUUUGGUCUUGCUUCUGCCGCUGCUGGUCUGCUGCUGCUGCUGCUGCUGCUGCUGCUUCUGCUACCGCCGCCCGCCGCAAAGAAACUUGCCGGACUAUCCAAGAGCGUGUGUUUAUAAAUGGGACCUUCUCCAGCACCGGCGCCUGGGCGGUCGUGGCGUUGAGGAGGGGGAGCCGUGGUAUAAGUUUCUUGCCGUCCUUCAUUCCAGGCGUCCAAAGCGACUUGGCAUUCUUUGACAACCCGCGAACAUCAAAAACACCUCUUGCCCUGCAACUCCCCAUCGUCACCCCCGGCUGGUCCAUCCCUCACAAGCCUCAAAACCGACUCGUCUGCUUGCCAACGUUCACCAUCUUGACGUUCUCCUACCAUCUCACUUCGUCUGAUUUCUUGACCAACAACCAUCACAAUGGGUUACUACUGCUCAAACUACUACGGCUCUAUCCACUGCCACAACACCGUGUCCCGUUUCGGCGACAGAUGCCAUCUCUGCGCAGCAUCAAAAAGAGGCGCCUCCAUCAAGGAGGGUCUCCUCUCCGAAGCCGAGCGAUGGGGUUCAUCGACGCCCCGGCCCACACUCGGCGAUCGCCGGGCCGAACGGAACAGCCGGCCGAUCCGGGAUUCAAGAGUGAAGAACUGAGAACACGAAUGAAACGACGCCUAAGAUUACGAAGACAACAUCAAGACAGAGAACAUUUAGAGUGACCGAACGAGACAAGCGAGCAAUUCGGUACAGACUGGGUCACGAGGGCAUGUCCA